This is a messenger RNA of Solea senegalensis (Senegalese sole), 8326 nucleotides long. RefSeq names its product G patch domain containing 8 (gene gpatch8). Bases 2774 to 7066 code for a protein of 1430 amino acids. NCBI's taxonomy places the organism in Eukaryota, Metazoa, Chordata, Actinopteri, Pleuronectiformes, Soleidae. Gene Ontology annotation, molecular function: nucleic acid binding. Gene Ontology annotation, cellular component: nucleus. The record is from RefSeq and is a predicted model, not a curated record. The transcript is spliced from 7 exons.
AAGACCAACAAGAGCAUGAAUGUGUGUUUCUCAGAGCUACAAUCUGGUAAACCAAGAACUAAAACGUUUUAUAUCCUGGUCUAGUUUCAGUAAUGAUAAAGAUCUCGCUUGCACACAAAUAUUCCACUGUGUGUAGGUGGUGGAGAGGGAGAAGGGAAAUGGAGAGAAGUGGCCUGCUCACCUGGCUGGAGUGGCUCAUUUACUCCUGCGCUAUUAUUCAUGGAGGGGCACUGAGGGCCGCGCCGUAGCAUCACACAGUUCCUCGCACAUCAAUGGAAAAACAGCCACAUCAGAGGGGCCAUCUCUGUGACUUAGUUUUACAUUUCUCUUUGGAAAGUUUGUCCAAAAAAAGGAUUUGGUAGGUUUUUAAAAAAAAUCAUUUGCAGCCAAACACAUUUACCAAUAAUUAAUUAUGCUAAUCCAGAAGACCACUUCAGCUCAUCUGACAACAUAUUGUGUUGCAUCAAGUGUAUUUUUCUCACUAACAAAGUCAAAGUUCCUCUUUAUAUGAUUUUUUUUUGAAAAGACAUCUACGUAAGUUAAAAGCUUCAUUGCAGUAUUUUCUUUUUUAGAAUUACCAUAAACGCAUAAAAGUUAAUGUAUGCCAGCUAAGCUUUGUAAUAUAGAGUACCUGAAUUCAUGCAUUGAAAGAUAAAACCGAGACAAACACACAGUGUUUUGUAUAUAAUAAUGUAAAUAGAAACGCAGGACUGCUCUGCCUCUGUAAUGUGACCUCUAAUGUGGUGGGAUUUGUGGCAGUUGUCCACAUGUCUUCCAUCUUGGAGCUGUUGGUAAAUGCUUUGGCCCAGCAUCUCAGAGCCCCUCCCUUGCCACUUAUUGUGUGUGAUUUAUAGGCAGCUAGAGGUCUGUGGUACUUUAUUGGGAUCUUUUUCUUCUUUUCUCUCUUUCCUCUUUGGUCUUUUUUGCUCUUUCUCUCUAACAUUGUUUUUGCAUUGCAUGUGUUAACUUGGUAGCAUUCAGUGCUAUUUCCUCUCAACACUGUCCUAAUCGAUACUGCAGUUUUCCCCCCUUUCAAAGCCAUUCCUCCCAUGUCUCCUGCUCCCUCCAACCCACCCUUCUCCCGUUCCUUCCCCUUACCUGACCUUCUCUCAGAGUGAUAUGCAGCGGGCAGCCUCAGAGCCACAGAAAGCACUCACACGCAACAUAAAUCAAAUAAACAUGUGGCCACAGGGAGUUAAAUAUCUUCAUAACAUGUUGUUUUGUAACGGAGGCUGAGCAGAACCUGGUCACAUGAAGUACAGCAGCAAAAAGGGUCAUUUUAGCUGUUAACACCUGCAUUGACACAGUUGUUUGUCCCUUCAUCCAAUAGUUAAAGAACACAUGGGAAAGGUCAUACUCAACAACAUGCUAGUGCUGGGUGGUAUACUGGUUCAUACUGAAAACCUGUAUUCAGUAUUUUAUACUUUUUAUGAUGUGGAUUUUGAAUGUAUGAAUAUGAAAAAUGUUUGAGGGGGGACCCUUUUCACUGCAGCACCACAGAAAUUAGCAAUUUCAAGCAAGAAUACAUAGGUGAUAUACUUGCUCAUGCGUACUGUUAUAUAGUGUGAAACCGUUGCAAUUUUUAAAAUUCAGUGAUGUAAAUUUUUGGUCAUACCACCCAGCACUACUUUUUGUACUUUUUUAGUGAAACCCCAAUUCUUUGAUUAUCUGCCAUACAAGGGUUCAAGGUCAUUAUUUAGGCUGUUCAAACAAAAAUGAUAAACACACCAAUAACAUCUUAAAGCCUUCAUCUGUACAUCAGUCUGACCCCAUGUAAAGGUAGUGGAAGAACUAGCGUUGAGUGCAAACAGAAAUGGGACACCCCUUUACUUAACCUCGCUAAGCUUUUGCUUGGUGAAUUGUUCUUCAGAUUUAUGAGGUAAGUAUGCAUUUUUAAGUUUUUAUUAAAACUGACUCGCAUAUCUCUGUCUCAUUUUCCCCAUCACUUGUAAUUUGUUAAUCCCUCCACUUCAAGUCUGACACGUUUUCUGUCACCACGCUUUGCCGUAGCUGAGAAAGCAGAAACCAGGGAGCUGCAUGAGUUUAGGAGGAGCAGCAGACAGAGCUGCUUCACCACCAGCUCAUGCCAGAAGACAUUCCUCAGGGACAUGUGAAAGGAUGAUGAGUAACUACAGCAGCCCACUUCUUACAAGACCGAUCCCUAAGGAGUCUGUCUAUAUUUGUUAUUGAAAGAAAAAAAAUCCUACAUCUCUUAGUGUAGACAACCAGAAGAUAUUCAUAGUCAGGUUAGGUUUUGUAAUUUAAACCCCUUCCUUUUUAACAAUAUGAAACAAAGAAAUAUAUUGUAUUUACACACAAACACAAAAAUGAAUAUGAUUUCUAAAUACUCUGAGGUCUCUUGGUGGGGUCCACUGCAUAUCCCUUCCUCUAUCUAUAUGUUUUGCCAUGCACUGCGCCAAUGAUGGCACAAUGCACACUUUUACAAAACAACCCUCUCGUAGAUCUUUUGUUCGGAUAACAUUUCCUACUUUUUUUUCUUUCUCUUGUAUUAACACUCCAUUGGUGGAUUUAUUGACAUGCCUCCUUUUCUGUUUGUAUACAGUAUUAUGUUUGUUUAAAAGCAGAGAGAUUUGCAUUUUUUAAGAUCUAGAGAAGCUAGCAGAAUUGCAGUUGAAAGCGUUUGGCCGGUUUCUUACGUUGUGUCACGUGUGACUGUUUUUUUGACAGCCCAGUAUUUUAAAGCCAGGAUAACAUCGGGCACCGACUGCUUCAGAAACAUGGCUGGAAGCUCGGACAAGGCCUUGGCAAAACCAUGCAGGGACGCACCGACCCUGUGCCCAUUAUCCUCAAAUAUGAUGUCAUGGGAAUGGGCCGGAUGGAAAUGGAGCUUGACUAUGCAGAGGAUGCCACAGAGAAGAGAAGGGUGCUCGAAGUGGAGAAAGAGGAUACAGAGGAACUGCGGCAAAAAUACAAGGACCAGGUGGAAAAGGAGAAAGCCAUUGCAAAGGCUCUGGAAGACCUGAGAGCCAAUUUCUACUGUGAGCUAUGUGACAAACAGUACACCAAGCACCAGGAAUUUGACAACCACAUUAACUCCUAUGACCACGCUCACAAACAGAGGCUCAAAGAGCUGAAGCAGAGAGAGUUUGCUCGUAAUGUGUCGUCGCGUUCCAGGAAAGGCGGAAAGAAGCAGGAAAAGAUGCUGCGCAGACUGCACGAGCUGGCAGAGCAGAGGAAACAUCAGGACUGUACUCCAGGGAGUGGGCCCAUGUUCAAAACUACCACAGUUGCUGUUGAUGGAGAGAAGGCAGAAGAUGGUGACAUCAUGACACCUGAGAACCCUGUCUUGCCGAUGGUGGCAGAGAGUACCCUGGAAGGACCAAUCACGGACAAAGCUGGGCAAGCCUCCCCGAAACUUACUUCUGCCAUCAGCUUCUCUUUGGGAAAGAACAGCUCCUCAUCUCCAACCCCGAGUGGCGCAUCCAAAGUCAGCGUGUCCUUCUCAUUUGCCAAGAAAGCCCCGGUAAAGCUAGAGACAGCAGCUGCAGUGUUUGCUGAUCACGGUGAGGAGGCUGUGGAAGAAGAGGAGAGCCAGGAGGGGGAAAAGGCUGGAAGUCAAGAGGAGGCAUCUGUCUGUGGAACAGAGAGUCCCAAGGGAGCAUCAGAAGGAGGUGAAGGAGGGGAGGUUGUUAUUGUGGCAGGGACAGAAGAGGUGCAGCAGCCUGAUGAUGGAGGCUCUCUGGCCUCCACCCUCAACAAACUUAAGAUGAUGAUGAAAAAGGAGGAAGGAUAUGCUGGACAGGAGCCUCAGUAUUAUCACUAUAUACCUCCAGCUCACUGCCGGGUAAAACCUCACUUCCAGUUUUUGCUGUUCAUGAAGGCCUCUGACCAGUGUCCGAGCAAAGAGGAGGAAGACGAGGAAGAGGAAGGUAUGGAGGAGAAAAAGGUUGAAGAUAACCCUGAAGAGGCAGAAGCCACUGUCACUGAUUGUAAUACUGAACAAGAACAAGAACAAGAACAAGACAACACCUCUUCAACCCCUAAGUCUGAGCCAACUCCUCCAUCACCUAAAGUGACGGAAGAGGUCUCCUCAUGUGCAGCAGACCCAGCUUCCACAGAACCCUCUCCACCUGCACAAAAAGCAGAGACCACACAGGAAACUGUGGAUUCUAACUUAGGCCCGAAAAUCCCCACUGGUCCCUUCUUCCCAGUUCUUAGCAAAGAUGAGAGCACUACCUUGCAGUGGCCCUCCGAGCUUCUUGAAUUCACAAAAGCUCAGCCUUCUUUGUCUUACAGCUGCAAUCCCCUCUACUUUGACUUCAAGCUGUCCCGCAACAAAGGAGUGCGUGGCGGGAAAACCACAAAGUCCCCCAAGCCCGAGGAAUCUGAUGGCAAGGGACAAGAAGUACCGAUUUCAACAGCCGAAGUAGACGCUACUACGAAACCCAGGACCAGCACGGACAAAGAUAAGCCGAUGAUAAAGGGAGAAACUGGGCAAUUGGGAGGUGAUGAUUCAAAGCCUGCAACUGGCAGCAGUAGUGCAAAGAAAAAAAAGAAAAAGAAGAAGCACAAGAAGUCUGCCAAGCACUCAAAACGUAAAGACAAAGAAAAGGGAGCAACAGAAGAUGCAGAAGGAGAGACAGAGGUAUCGCAAGAAAAGCCCAAAAAGAAGAAAAAACACAAACGGAAGAAGAGUAAAAACAAAGCUCCUGAUCAUGAAGAGGCAACAGGUGAUGACAAAGCAAAACCAAAGUCUGACGACAAAGCCAUUUCAUCCUCUGUCCAAGUGACGACAGGAGGCGGAGGAGCGGCUGGAAAUACAGGUACAGAACCGGGAAAGAGGAAACGAGCUAAUAAAGAAGUGCCUUGUAAAUCCGGAGCAGAGGAAGGAGGAAUCAAAAAAAGUAGUGAGAAGACCAACACAGAUGAGCAUAGUGGCACCAAGCGACAAAAGACAGAGUCGAGUGCAUCUCAAAGUGCCUCCUGCUCCACCUCAGCCCAGAAGAGUCCUGGUCCCGGCAGACCUCCCAGCAGUGAGAGUGAGGAAGAAGGAGGCUCCAACACGCAACGCUCACGCCAUCACAGGUCAAGUCCCCGGGAUCAACGCCGCCACCAUAGUGAGGAAUCACGGCGGUCCUGCAGUCGUUCAUCAAGGCGAGGGGAAAGACGGGGCAGCAGUCGUCGGCGCCAUCGUGGCCAAACCUCCCGUAGUCACUCUUACUCCAGCAGCUCUGAACGCUCCUCAGCGGGCAGCAGUGCCUACAGCCACCGUAGCCGCAGCUACUCUGACAGCUACAGUGACUACAGCACAGAGGGUCGCAGGCGGCGGCGCUCCAAACGUUCAUCAGACUCCGAAUAUGAGCGGCGGGGAAGCCGGGGACGAAGACGAUCGAGGCGACACCAGUACUCUUCUUCAUCCUCAGACGACUCCCGCUCACGUUCACGCAGCUACAGCCGCAGAAAAAGGCACAGGCGGCACCACCGGAGCAGCUCGAGAAGCUCCAGCAGCUGGAGCCGCAGCACCAGCGCAAGAUCCUGGAGGCGUAGCUACAGCCGAAGCCGCAGCUCUGCCAGCCGCUCCUCCAGUUCAGCCAAAGGCUCGCCUCAGAGACGAGGCGCCAGAGGUCGAGGCGACAGCGACACUAAUCGCAGAGAUUUCAUCCGCUCACGGAUCUACCGCUCCCAGUCUCCACGAUCAUCGACAUCUCGAGGCCUUAACCGCAACAGCCAUUCAUCCAGCUCGCAGGGUCUGAGGCCAAGUGGGACCAGGGGAGAUGCAGGGGAACAUAAAAACACCCUUACUGCACGCCAACUUCUCGAGAAGGUUCAGUCUAAAAAGAGUUCUGAUGAUUCUGCCACUGGAACAAAGUCUGGUAUUAAGAUCAAAGACCCACCACAGGGUUUCUUUGGUCCCAAACUACCCCCGACCCUGGGAAGUAAAGCCAUGCUUCCACUUUUUGGUAAGCUGCAGGCAGGGAAGAAACCGUUGAUUCCCUUAACCAGGCCAGAUGAAGGUGACAAAUCAGGUGCAGGGAAAGAUUCUGAAGCUGACAGAGAGGUCAUCUUGGUAGAACCUAUUAGAGAGUUCCCUCCUCCACCACCACCUCCAGCUCCACCUGUCCAAAAGGUUGAGGAAGCCCCUCAGACCACAGUUGUACAAGAAGAGAUGCAGCACCCUACUACAGAAGCCCAAGUGCAGCAAGAACCCCGUCCACUGUUUGAACAGGACCCCACCAUGAUGAUGCCUCAGUACCAAGGAGAGCCAGGACAGGAACCCCCGCAGAACCCUAUGAUGGAGUCCCUCAUGCCAGAAAUGCAGCAACAGCAGCAGCCUCAAAUGCAUGCCUACCCCGCUUAUCCUCCGCCCAACCUGGAGGAGGAUGGCAUGGAGGCAGAGGAGGAUGGACUGGCUCCGCUGGAGAGUCAGCCCAUUACAUUCACACCUGAGGAGAUGGAGAAAUACAGCAAGCUGCAGCAGGCCGCACAGCAGCACAUCCAGCAGCAGCUUUUAGCCAAGCAAGUCAAGACGUUUCCCUCCGCUGCUGCCGCUGCAGCGGCCGCGGCCGCAGCGGCCGCCAACCUGGCCCCGGCUCCGCCCCCGCCAGCUCUGCAGCAGAUCCACAUCCAACAGCCAACUGUGUCCAUGGCCUCCGGCACAUCAAUCACCACAGUGCAACAUGCUAUCCUGCAGCACCAUGCUGCUGCCAUGGGCAUACACCCAGCACACCCCCAUCACCCACACCCCGCACACGCUCAGUUGGCCCAGGUUCACCAUAUUCCCCAGCACCACCUGACCCCCAUCUCCCUGUCUCCUCUAGGCCACAGCCUUGGUCCCUCUCUGGGACACUCACUGGGUCACGCCGGACUGAUUCCUGCCCACCCGACAGCCUUCCUCUCUGGCCAGCCUAUACAUAUUAUCCCAGCCUCCGCACUUCACCACACACCUUUAGCUCUUCACCACGUCCCACAUACCGCCCUCUACCCCACGCUGUUCACACCCCGGCCCUCGCAGGCCGCCGCAGCUGCGGCACUCCAGCUCCACCCACUCCUACACCCAAUCUUUUCAGGGCAGGACCUCCAGCACCCACCUAAUCAUGGCUCAUGACUGUUGAGAAGAAAUGCAAGUUUAAAUCGCAGAUUUCGUUGAAAAGACUUUAACCCAAACUUUUCGGUUUGGUCUUUUUAGAUAAAGUCUUGACAGGAAGCUCAUCAAACCACCAUUUUUUCCUAAUGGCCUACACAGCGCAGUGAAGUUGUAGCCACAAAGUGGUGCCGCCUGUGUUGGCUUUAUAAGCGACACAAAGACUUUUUUUUCCCUUCAUGGUUUUUCCUGCAUUUUUAAGGCAGGACGUCAGUUUAAAGUCACUGGUUUAUAUUCCCUCUCAGGGGCGGGGGAUAUUAACAAGAACCCAGGUUUUUUGUUGACAAAUCAGAGAAACCACUGGAGCUUUGUUUUUGUUGGUGUUCCACGUUAAAAUAUUAUCAGUUUUUGCUUACUUCGGUAGCCAAAGAGACGUUUGACGGCUGAUGCUGAAAGCCAAAUCCUGUCAGAGGAGGAGGAGGAGGAGGUGUUGUUACUAGAGUCAAACAGCUUCAACUAAUGUUAACGUCACACAUACUAUUUCAUAUUUACUGAUGUUUCUUUGUGUUCUCACAUGACUACUCGCUUUCUGUUGGAUCCCUCUCUUCCUAAGCUAAUUUUUACUGCAGUGUCUUGUACAUAUAUCAGUGUGUAAUGUGAAGAAUCCCACCCAGUGAUAAUCAUAUGUAAUUACAGCCACGUCCCAAUCAACACGACAUCGUCACUUACGAACCCCCCCCCGGCUCCUAAAGCCAAGGGGAAAUGUGAUGUAGGGGGUGUUAAAGUCCCCCCGAUGCUCAGAGGCAAAGCUCCCGCUCUCUGUGGUGAGGGUACACCUGAAUGAAUUGCACUGAAAUCUGUACAUCAAGAUGGUGCUUUUGCACCAUGUAACAAUAAGAUUGUGGUAUACUGCAAUAACUGUAUUUUUUUUCUUCUGUUUUUAAAUUAUUUUCCAAAAUGCCCUUCAGGAGAAGGGUUGUUUGUUUUUGUUUGUUUGUUUGUUUUUCUUUUGUGUAAUUUUGUAAAUAAAACUGCUGUAGAUUAACCUAUUAACGUUGUAGAAGGUUGACACUGUUGUUGGGGGGGAAACAGAAAAAGAAGUUUGAUGGAGGGGAAGAUCUAUGAAAAAAAAAAAGAAAAGAAAAAGACGCCCAUGUAUUUUACUGAGGACUAUUUCUAAGCCGACCCUGGCUGAGAUGGAGAAGGAUUAGUGCACAGAAGCGACUCUGUAUUUUUUAAAGAUCUAACUCUGUUUCAGCAAAUAAAAUCUUGAGUUCAAUUGUC